GACAAAGAAAACCAACCUGUAAACGGAGAUGAUCAAAACACAGCUAAUGCUUCUACAGUUACUAUAAAUACUUAAACACGUUUUUUACAGAAGUGCAAAGUUUUGCUGAUUUUGAUUUGUACACUCUGUUGCAAACAAGUCCCAUGGGGAACAGUGUGGUAACAUACUAUCAAACACAAAAACAGCUAGAUAACAAAAGACGAACGAGACUUGUUGAUAUAAUCAUAAAAUACUUAUAUACUUAUAUAAUAAGAAAUCGCUUACGUCACGAAGAAUAUAACAAAAUUACGGCAAAAAUAAUAACGUUAUUUCCGACCGAAACAAUGGGAAUAUAUUAUGUACCAGCUGUCAGGAAAAAUGCGUCCCUUACAGGAAAACCCACUCCAGCUAGAGGGAAGCUUGUUGACAAAGUUAAAAAUAUGGUCUUCAACUUCGACGAAGCCACACCAAAAAGAAGAAAACGAAAACACGUAGACACUUCCGACAACGAAGCAUCUACGAGUAACGCCGCGCAGUUAUCACUAAAAUUUAAACAAGAAUUAAGCAAUAAUGAAGAUUGGCAGUGGAUGAAACACAAUAAUGAGCCCUGGACAGAAGUUUUGAUAAGAUGGGACAAUACAUAUAACCUACGUCAUGACACUUUAAACAAAUGUUCAAAUGUUUAUGAAUUCCUUGAGAACUGGACCAUACUACAAGAUCAACGUGCAGAUGUACUGAUUAACCAAGAUUUCAAAAAGGCUUUUCCAGGAAAAGAAAUUAAUUUGUUUACGAAAUGGAAAACGUUUUUUGAAACGGUUAACCAAGUAAAAGGCAGGCCCAACGAGGAUUUAAUCGAAUUAGCGAAUGAAGAUACUGAUGACAUUAUUUUCCUUAAGCAGUUGUUAAAAUUGCCCCAUCUGAUUCCACCGAAAGGGCGGAUGGUAACGAAAUCCCACAAACACUGGAAAUAUUCAACACUUGAAGUAAUAGAUGCAAUAUGGUCCUGGCAAAGGGUUCUGUACUGGCAGAAGAAGAUCAUUUGGAUAGUUGUAAUCCUAAAAGUGACCAACCAAAUACCGAAGGUGAAAGAGUAG
Molecule: messenger RNA, 1073 nt
Organism: Photinus pyralis (common eastern firefly)
Lineage: Eukaryota; Metazoa; Arthropoda; Insecta; Coleoptera; Lampyridae
Exons: 6
Coding region: 144-1073 (309 amino acids)
Source: RefSeq, a predicted model, not a curated record